This is a messenger RNA of Cryphonectria parasitica EP155, 433 nucleotides long. RefSeq lists its product as uncharacterized. The transcript is spliced from 2 exons. NCBI's taxonomy places the organism in Eukaryota, Fungi, Ascomycota, Sordariomycetes, Diaporthales, Cryphonectriaceae. The record is from RefSeq and is a predicted model, not a curated record. The coding region runs from base 8 to 367 and encodes 119 amino acids. Gene Ontology annotation, biological process: secondary metabolite biosynthetic process.
GCGCGUGAUGAAGAAGCAUGCUUGUGCAGUGGGCUAUCCGGCACAUGGCAUGGUGGUUCAGGACCUGGAGGGUAAGAUUGAGUGGGAGCUGGCAUCCAAGGUCAAGAGGGAGACACGCAUCCUGCAGACGCUGGCUAAGCUGAAGCUUCAGACAGGAAGUGGUAGAGGGAAGGCUAGCGUGACGGUGCAACAGCUUGUGAGCGCGAUGCAUGGUGAGAAGCUUGAUGCGCAGGUCAGGAGCAUGGCGGUGGAGCCGUUCACGGAAGAAGUCCUGAAGAAGCUUUCGCAAGAUGGCAAGGUGGCGUUUGAGGUGAGAGGUGGACAGAAGAGAUGGUAUGGCAUACAGCCUAUUGAGAUUCGUGUCUAAUUAGAGCAUGGAAAAUAUUUCCUUUACUGCCAUCAAUGUCUAUUCAAAGGCGCAGCCUCGUCGUGC